AUUCAAUCCCAAAUGAACAAUCCGAUCCAAAUGUCCAAAUAAAAAGGGGAGUUCGGAAGGCUCGUAGUAUUCACUUUUGUUCGAAGCUCAAGUUUGAUUCUUUCUUUCUGUUAAAAAAAUAAAAAAAUAAAAAAGGGAGAUGAAAAAAACACAAACCCACAAUUCAGAAAUGGGAGAAGGAGAGGAAGAUUGCAGGACAAUCCCAGCCAUUGAUCUGAAAAAAUUUCCAGAAGCAGAAGAGUACAGGAAGCUGAGGGAAGCAUCAGAGACAUGGGGAUGCUUCAGGCUUGUGAACCACAUGAUCCCACCGGCUUUGAUGUCGGAGAUGAAAUCAGUGGUCAGAUCUUUGCUGGACCUGCCCAUGGAGAUCAAGAAGCAGAACAAGGAUGUGAUAGCGGGCAGUGGAUACAUGGCUCCCAGCAAAGUCAACCCUCUCUACGAAGCUUUGGGGCUCUACGACUUGGGAUCGGGUCAGGCUGUCGACACCUUUUGCUCUCAGUUGAAUGCUUCUUCCUACCAGAGAGAGGUGAUAGAGAAGUAUGCUCAAGCAGUGUAUGAGCAGAUUGUGGAUAUAGGGCAAAGGUUGGCAAAGAGUUUAGGGUUGGCUGAUAGUGAUUAUCUCAAGGGGUGGCCCUGCCAGUUCAGGAUAAACAAGUACAACUUCACUCCUGAAUCAGUUGGAUCCUCUGGUGUACAAUUACACACAGACUCAGGAUUUCUAACCAUUCUUCAAGACGAUGAAGGUGUCGGUGGUUUGGAAGUGAUGGACAAAUCCGGUGCCUUUGUAGCCGUUGAUCCUUGCCCAGGCACUCUUCUUGUUAAUCUAGGGGAUGUUGCUAAGGCAUGGAGCAAUGGGAGGUUGUGCAAUGUGAAGCAUAAAGUACAAUGCAAGGAGGCAACAAUUCGAAUUUCGAUCGCUACAUUCCUCUUGGGACCGAAGAAGGAGGCAAUAUUGGAAGCUCCGGCGGAGUUUGUGGAUUCCGAGCACCCUCGACUUUACGUUCCUUUUACUUACGAAGAUUACAGAAAGCUCAGACUCUCCACAAAACUACAAGCUGGUGAAGCCCUUGCACUUAUGCGCACCCCCUCCUAAGUUUGCUAAUGUGGCACCAGAGAGAAGUGAGCCUAAUGCCAAUAAUUGUAUUUACAGAGAUUAUAUAAUAUAUUGAAAUAAGUAAUUUAAAAUUAUAGUGUUGCCUAA
Molecule: messenger RNA, 1201 nt
Organism: Pyrus x bretschneideri (Chinese white pear)
Lineage: Eukaryota; Viridiplantae; Streptophyta; Magnoliopsida; Rosales; Rosaceae
Product: 2-oxoglutarate-dependent dioxygenase DAO-like
Exons: 3
Coding region: 140-1093 (317 amino acids)
Biological process (GO): auxin catabolic process
Molecular function (GO): indole-3-acetaldehyde oxidase activity; dioxygenase activity
Source: RefSeq, a predicted model, not a curated record